Messenger RNA from Striga asiatica, 438 nucleotides. NCBI's taxonomy places the organism in Eukaryota, Viridiplantae, Streptophyta, Magnoliopsida, Lamiales, Orobanchaceae. The record is from the annotation of a GenBank genome assembly.
AUGCCCCUUUACGAUUGUAUGCUUCUGUUGAAACCCAACGUGAGUAGGGAGGCUAUGAUAGAUCUGCUUGCACGGGUUCGAAAGCACAUCUACAGAAGAAAUGGAGUGGUGACUGAAAUGAAGUCCUUUGGAGAGGUUCAUUUGGGUUAUGGCAUUAAGAAACUUGAUGGACGAUACUAUCAAGUAGGAGACAGUGGAGAUGUUUUUCCCCCCCGAAACUCACACGGAUCAGGGCGUCGCCUCCCGGAUACAACGGGCAGCUGCGACAAGCUCGACGACUCACGCUCGGCUCGCGGAGGAGCUGUGAUGGAGAUGGCAGCUCGAGGAGGCACCGAACCGAGCCUGCUUGGAGGAGCAGCGGCGCACAGGGACGAUGACUCGCCGGAGUUGCUGCCGCGUAGGGGCGGCUCGCUGGGUGGUCUCGCCGGCUGGUCGUGA